Molecule: messenger RNA, 1991 nt
Organism: Hibiscus syriacus
Lineage: Eukaryota; Viridiplantae; Streptophyta; Magnoliopsida; Malvales; Malvaceae
Product: protein GRAVITROPIC IN THE LIGHT 1-like
Exons: 1
Coding region: 136-1554 (472 amino acids)
Biological process (GO): response to red or far red light; negative gravitropism
Source: RefSeq, a predicted model, not a curated record
AAAAAGCCACUCUUCCUCUUUCCUCUAAAAAAAAAACAAGACAAUUCUUUUCUUUAGCACAGAGAAAAAAUAUCAGUGAAUUAAAAAGGAAACCUUUCCUUUCUUUUGCCAUUUCCAUCACAGAGAAAAAGAAAAAUGAAUGGCCAUGAAGCUCAAACAACACCUAUUAAUCCCCCACAAAUCUCCCAAAUGUUCCAAAAAUUCGCCUUGGCUUUCAAGACCAAGACCUUCGAAUUCUUCGCCGACGAAGAAAACGACGAUCGUCACAGCAUCAACGCCGCCGCCGAUGGAUUCUCCCUCCUCGACUCCGCCGAAGACUUCAUCACCAACCAGAAAGUCGUCGUCAUCAAGCCCGACCCACCGCCCAAUGCAUUGAUUUCUUCACUUAACAGAGUUUCGCAGGCUCGGACCGUCGAUACCCAGAUCGCCGAUUCAUUGAUUUCUUCCGUUUUCGCCACCGUUUCUUCGUUCGAAGCUUCGUAUCUCCAGCUACAAACUUCGCACGUGCCCUUCGUGGAGGAAAACGUGAAGGCGGCCGAUAGAGCUUUGGUUUCUCAUCUCCAAAGAUUGUCUGAUUUGAAGCGUUUCUACAAGGAGAUUUCGAAGAAUCCCGAUUCCGAAAUUGGGUCGGGUCUCGGGUCUUGCUCGGAAUCUCAAGUGCAGGAGAAUCAAAGCAAGUUGAGGACGUUGGAGAUUGUUUCGAACCGUUUGCAGGAAGAGAUUGAUGAAAAGGACAAUCAAGUCUCGAGUUUGAGGAAGAAAUUAGCUGAAAUUCGAUGGGCUAACACCAAAUUAUCCAAGAAAUUAUCCGGUAAUCUGAAUUCAGCUUGUGAUGUUCUUUUGACGGUUAAAGUAUUUCAUUCUGUUUUGCAUGAUGCUUGUAGAGCAACUCAUAAGUUCAGUAAGAUUUUGAUUGGUUUGAUGAGAAAAGCUGGCUGGGAUCUUGGAUUGGUUGCCAAUUCAAUUUAUCCCGAUAUCGAUUAUGCUAAGGAAGGACACACUAGAUUUGCUUUUCUAUCAUAUGUUUGUUUGGGGAUGUUUCGAGGUUUCGAUUUAGAAGGUUUAUGUUUGCACGAUAACGAAGGGAAUAAGGGUACUUGUUCAUUGAAGCAAUUGCUCGAACACGUAUCGAGCAACCCCGUGGAGUUACUUAGGGACCAAGACUCUGACUUUUCGAGAUUUUGUGAGAAGAAGUAUCAAGAGCUUAUUCAUCCCACUAUGGAGUCGUCGAUUUUUAGCAAUUUGGAUCGAAAUGAGGUCAUGCUGAAUUCGUGGCGAUCGUUGAACAUAUUCUAUGAGUCGUUUGUUGGCAUGGCUAGCUCCGUAUGGACACUUCACAAGCUGGCCUUGUCAUUUGAUCCUAUGGUUGAGAUAUUUCAAGUCGAAAGAGGAGUCGAUUUCUCGAUCGUAUUUAUGGAAGAUGUCACCAAGAGAUGUAACUUGCCCGGACAAACUAAGGUGAAAGUAGGGUUCACGGUGGUUCCGGGCUUCAAAAUCAGAAGUACCAUGAUUCAGUGUCAGGUUUAUUUAGGUGGGUCACAAUGUAAAGGGUAGUUGCUCAAAUAUCGCACCAUGAGAGAACCAAGUUAUACUGAAUCUUCUCUUUUAUAGAAAGGGUUUCGGAGAAAGGUUAUUUUGGUUUGAAUCUUCGGGUGCAAACCUUGAAGGUCCUCCAGGAUUGUAGAUAAACUGUAUUGACAUUAUGACCCCAGUACCUAAAGACUGAGUAAACACUUAUACUAACCCUGCUGCUGAAGUUUACACCGAGCUCGAGGGAGUGACUGCGGUAAGGCUGCUUCUUGACUAUUUUCUUAUACUAAACAAAAUUUUAAGGUUGUGAAUUUCUCUUCUUACGAUUUGCAUUUGAGUCCAUGUAGAAAUGACUUGAUUUUGAUAUGAGAUAAAUACUACACCAAAUGUGUAUCUGCAUAAUUGUUUCUUAUACAACUGGACUUUGUAUUUUUUUCCUUUACAAGUCGCGUCUUUGAUUA